This is a messenger RNA of Sus scrofa (pig), 1179 nucleotides long. RefSeq names its product tubulin polyglutamylase complex subunit 1 (gene TPGS1). The record is from RefSeq and is a predicted model, not a curated record. Gene Ontology annotation, biological process: protein polyglutamylation. Gene Ontology annotation, molecular function: microtubule binding. NCBI's taxonomy places the organism in Eukaryota, Metazoa, Chordata, Mammalia, Artiodactyla, Suidae.
ACUGUGAAAUAUGGCGGCGCUUCCGGCCCUGUCGCCCUCAGCGAAGAUGGCGGCAGUGGAGAAGCGGCGGCCGGCGAUGACCCAGGCGGCCAGUAUCACGGACAGCGGCCGGCCAGGGGUCUCCCGAGCAGCUGUGACGGCCGAGAGUGAGGAGGACUUUCUGCGGCAGGUCGGCGUGACGGAGAUGCUGCGCGCGGCCCUGCUGAAGGUGCUGGAGGCGCGACCCGAGGAGCCCAUUGCCUUCCUUGCACACUAUUUCGAGAACAUGGGCCUGCGCUCGCCUGCAAACGGCGGCGCCGGGGAGCCCCCGGGCCAGCUCCUGCUGCAGCAGCAGCGCCUGGGCCGCGCGCUAUGGCAUCUUCGCCUGGCUCACCACUCCCAGAGGACAGCCUUCAACAACAACGUCGGCGUGGCCUACGAAUGCCUGAGCGCCAGCGGGCGCAAGAAGAAGCCGGGGCUGGACGGGCGCACGUACAGUGAGCUGCUGAAGCGCAUCUGCCGCGACGGGGAGGCCCCUGAGGAGGUGGUGGCGCCUCUGCUGCGCAAGAUCCAGUGCCGGGACCACGAGGCCGUGCCGCUGGCGGUGUUCCGCGCGGGCAUGCUCACCUGCUUCGUGCUGCUGGAAUUCGUGUCGCGCGCCGGCGCCCUCUAUCGGCUGCUGGAAGACCCGGGCCUGGCCGUGGCCGACCGCCGCGUGGGCCAGGCCGUGCUGGACACGCUGGCGGGGGCCCUGCAGGCCAGCGACGAUACCGCGCCCGCCCGCUACCUGGAGGCCGGCUCGCGUCUGGGGCCCGACAGCCUGGCGCUGGCCAUGGACCGCGCGCUGGUGGCUCGGCGGCCCAGCGCGGCCAUGACCCGGGAGGAGUUCCUGGAGAAGGCCGCCGCCCUCUUCAUCGCCAAGGUCAAGCCCGUCGGCUGAGCGCUUCCGUUGGCAGCCACCUUCUCCCCACCCGGACAGCUGGGGUCCUCGAGGUCCGACUCACCUGCUCCUGGGCAGAAAACGGGCUCAGGGCCGGGACUGGGAUGUCCCUGCAUGCGGGGGUGAAAGGGAGCCCCUCCACACCCAGCUUCCAACCUGGAAUGAUGUCCCAGCCCCCUCUGGGGGAGGCUGAGAGUCCCUCCCCGCACGCCCGCCAGGGCCCCCUCUUCAGCAGUAAUAAAGUCUGUUAGCCAGGCUCA